Tremella mesenterica DSM 1558 is the source of this 1603-nucleotide messenger RNA. RefSeq lists its product as uncharacterized. The record is from RefSeq and is a predicted model, not a curated record. Gene Ontology annotation, molecular function: protein serine/threonine phosphatase activity; cation binding. Lineage: Eukaryota; Fungi; Basidiomycota; Tremellomycetes; Tremellales; Tremellaceae. Bases 139 to 1458 code for a protein of 439 amino acids. The transcript has 8 exons. Gene Ontology annotation, biological process: protein dephosphorylation.
UCUUUCUUGGCACAAGCUCACCCGAAUCAUCCAACUCUGUCAAAUCUCCAAGUAGUUGGUGAUUGUGAGUCCCCUUUACAUUACUUCGUACCAUAAGGCUAUACUUCCCCCCCUCCCACUACUACCACACCCACUUCCAUGUCAGACGACGGUGUCAACUCUUCACCCAGCUCUUCUUCAGAUCCCUCCCUCAACAUCAACAUGCGCCUGUCUAACAAUCUUCCCGACAAUCAGAACGCCCGAAGUAAAACCAUCACCAUCGCCGAGGGACCCGACACGUAUGGAGCUCUUAAUUGUCAUCCGUCAUCUGUACCUGCCAACCCUAUUUCACCUUCAGAACCAAACGUCUUCUUCCGAAUCGGUGUGAGUGAAGAUCGUAACAAACGAUGCAGGAAAACCAUGGAAGACGCGCACAGUUUUGUCUAUGAUUUCGCUGGUAUUCGAGGUCAAGGUUAUUUUGCAGUCUUCGACGGUCAUGCCGGGAAACACGCGGCAGAAUGGUGCGGUCAGAAUUUUCACGAGUACUUCCUUGACGCACUCAUAUCACAACCUGCCAUGCCAGUACCAGACCUUCUCAACAAAACCUUCCACGUAGUUGACCUCCGACUCACACACUUAGCGCAUGCGGCACGCACGUCAUCAGGUUGCACAGCAGUCACUGCCUUUCUCCGGGCGGAACAUGUGGACGCCGAGAAAGAGCCAAAGGGAUUCUUGAACCCAUCUUUCAGCCCUCGUGGACUGAUGGAGGGGAUGGGGGAGGACAAAUUGGAGGCUCAGACUGCUUACACGCCAUCCCGGCGUAAUUCAUUGGCUGGGGGAACCAACGGAAGCAUCGGAGGUGCUUCCAGUGUGACGGACUCGUCUUUGGGAAGAAAGACUUCGGGUAGACGGAUCAGAGAUUUCGUACGAGGUCUGACAGGGGCGGACAAGAAGGAUGAAGAGGAUGAUAUUCCUAUCACGCCGUCUGCCGCGGACGGGUCAAGGAUUGAGGCGAUCGAACCGCAGAGUGAGAAAGGCUUGAAGUGGGUGUUGUACACUGCCAACGUGGGAGAUGCUAGAGCGGUUUUAUGCCGAGAUGGCAAAGCAGUGAGACUGACUUACGAUCAUAAAGGGAGCGACACGCAGGAGGCUAAGAGAAUAAUGGAUGCGGGUGGUUUUGUCAUGAAUAACCGGGUGAAUGGCGUCCUAGCUGUGACUCGAUCGCUCGGUGACGCAUCUAUGAAGGAAUUUGUCGUUGGCUCGCCUUACACAACCGAAACUGUCCUGGAUGAGAUGGACGAGUUCCUCAUUGUCGCAUGUGACGGGCUGUGGGAUGUUUGUCAAGAUCAAGAGGCUGUCAACUUAAUAAGAAACGUCCACGAUCCGCAAGCGGCAAGCAAAAUACUUCUCGACCACGCCAUUACCAACUAUUCCACCGACAAUCUGAGCGUCAUGGUUAUACGCUUUUAUCGACAAUAGGCGUCGAUCGUACUUGUAAUGACAUUGAACACACCCAAUAUCCAUCUCACCGUGAGUAGAGGGGGGGAGAUAUAUGAAUCACGAGCGCUGGUGAGAUGAUUUAGGCAAUGAUAACAGAUUGAUAUAUGUAUCACGCAUCACUUCG